Eimeria necatrix is the source of this 408-nucleotide messenger RNA. Its product is annotated as 60S ribosomal protein L18a, putative. The coding region runs from base 1 to 408 and encodes 135 amino acids. Gene Ontology annotation, cellular component: cytosolic large ribosomal subunit; ribosome. The transcript has 2 exons. Gene Ontology annotation, biological process: translation. Gene Ontology annotation, molecular function: structural constituent of ribosome. NCBI's taxonomy places the organism in Eukaryota, Apicomplexa, Conoidasida, Eucoccidiorida, Eimeriidae. The record is from RefSeq and is a predicted model, not a curated record.
AUGAAGGUUGACAAGACACUGCAGCAGCCUAUCCGUCAGUUCCAGGUGGUGGGGCGGCAGCGUCCUGCUGCAGCAGCAGCAGCAGCAGCAGCAACUCCGGUCUACCGGCUGCGGCUGUUUGCUGCGAACUCCGUGCUGGCGGUUUCGCGCUUUUGGCAUUUGCUGCGGCAGCUGCGGAAGGUCAAAAGGGGCAGCGGCGAGGUUUUGGGGGUUUGCGAGCUAAACCCUAAAAGAGGGACUUUCGCGAAAAACUUCGGGGUUUGGCUGCGCUACGACAGCCGCACUGGCAGCCACAACAUGUACAAGGAAGUCCGGGCUCUUUCCGAGAAUGCAGCAGCAGCAAACAUUCUGGCUGAGAUGGCGGGGAGACACAGGGCCCUGGCUUCCAAUAUUCAGGCGAGGGUUUAG